GCGCGGGACGGGGCGGGGCUGCGGCGGCGCCCGCGGGCAGGGUCCGUCCCAAAGCAGCGCACAGGCAGCGAGCAGCGCGGCGCCGCAAGGAUGCUGCGGGCGGGAGCGCCAAGCCCGGAGUCGCCCUGGGCGGGAGAAGUCCACACCGGGACCACCAUCAUGGCAGUGGAGUUUGACGGGGGCGUGGUGCUGGGUUCCGACUCCCGGGUGUCCGCAGGGGAGGCGGUGGUGAACCGAGUGUUCGACAAGCUGUCCCCGCUCCACCAGCGCAUCUACUGUGCGCUCUCCGGGUCAGCGGCGGAUGCCCAAGCCGUGGCCGACAUGGCCGCCUGCCAGCUGGAGCUCCACGGGAUGGAACUGGAGGAACCUCCACUUGUUCUGGCUGCUGCAACCGUGGUGAGAAACAUCACCUACAAAUACCGGGAGGACCUGUCUGCGCAUCUCAUGGUAGCUGGCUGGGACCACCGUGAAGGGGGCCAGGUAUAUGGAACCCUGGGAGGAAUGCUGACCCGACAGCCCUUUGCCAUCGGAGGCUCGGGCAGCACCUACAUCUACGGCUACGUGGACGCAGCGUAUAAACCAGGCAUGUCCCCUGAGGAGUGCAGGCGCUUCACCACAGACGCUAUUGCUCUGGCCAUGAGCCGGGACGGCUCUAGUGGGGGUGUCAUCUACCUGGUCACUAUCACAGCUGCUGGUGUGGACCAUCGUGUCAUCUUGGGCAAUGAGCUGCCGAAAUUCUACGAUGAGUGAAUCUUCCUCAGACUGCCCUUUCUUAUUUUGCAAUAAACGCUCUGGGAUCAGAA
Messenger RNA from Microcebus murinus (gray mouse lemur), 803 nucleotides. RefSeq names its product proteasome 20S subunit beta 9 (gene PSMB9). Gene Ontology annotation, molecular function: threonine-type endopeptidase activity. The record is from RefSeq and is a predicted model, not a curated record. Lineage: Eukaryota; Metazoa; Chordata; Mammalia; Primates; Cheirogaleidae. Gene Ontology annotation, cellular component: proteasome core complex; cytoplasm.